Molecule: messenger RNA, 3307 nt
Organism: Hyaena hyaena (striped hyena)
Lineage: Eukaryota; Metazoa; Chordata; Mammalia; Carnivora; Hyaenidae
Gene: SLC4A11
Product: solute carrier family 4 member 11
Exons: 20
Coding region: 59-2914 (951 amino acids)
Biological process (GO): monoatomic anion transport; monoatomic ion homeostasis; transmembrane transport
Cellular component (GO): plasma membrane; basolateral plasma membrane
Molecular function (GO): solute:inorganic anion antiporter activity
Source: RefSeq, a predicted model, not a curated record
CUCCGCCUCCCAGGAGGCCCGGGACGUGGGUGGCACCGAGGGGAAGGAGGCCGUUGCCAUGUGGGCCCCCGGUGACUCCAGGCGUGUGCGGUUGGGGGCGACUGCACGUGUGAUGGGUGUUGAUGGCUCCUGGGUGCGAAGUAAGAGUAGGAGGCGCGAUGUGCGAGCAGGAGGUUCCCGGCCCAGGUGCUGGGCUUGGCGGCGGCGAAGCAGCUCGAGAGGGAGGCCGGGGAGGCCGGCGUCAGCGAGGAGGGUGGAGGGACGGGCCGCCUCCCUCCAGUACCGGCGGCCUGUGCUGAGUAGAACAAUCAGCGAACGCUGCAAGGAGCCCUCUUGCAACAUGUCCCAGAAUGGAUUCGUUGAGGAUGUAGGCUACCUCAAGUGUGACGUGGAUGAUGCCUCGGAAACCCGCGAGGAGAACCUGGGGGAUGAGGCCUUCGACACAGUCACCUCCUCCAUUGUGUCUGGCGAGAGCAUCCGUUUUUUUGUCAACGUCAACCUGGAGGUGCAGCCCGCCCAGGCUGCCGAGAGUGACUCGCCGGGCGGCUGCGGGCUCCUACACACCUCCCGCAAGUACCUGAGGUUAAAGAACUUUGACGAAGAGAUACGCGCACACCGGGACCUCGACGGCUUCCUGGCACGGGCCAGCAUCAUCCUGAACGAGACGGCUACCUCGCUGGAUGACGUGCUGCGGGCCAUGCUGUCACGCUUAGCCCACGACCCCCACAACACUGAGCCUGACUGCAAUUUGGGCCUGUUCAUGGCCAUGCUCUUCACGGAUGCCGGGACUCCUACGGAGGGUAAAGCCCACCUGCUGUCAGACACCAUCCAAGGGGUCACUGCCACGGUCACAGGGGUGCAAUACCAGCAGUCCUGGAUCUGCAUCAUCUGCACCUCCAAGGCCCUGCAGAAGCGGCACGUGUGCAUCAGCCGGCUGGUCCGCCCCCAGAACUGGGGGGAGAACUCGUGCGAGGUGCGAUUCGUCAUCCUGGUGCUGGCCCCGCCCAAGAUGAAAAGCACUAAGACUGCAACCGAGGUGGGGCGCACAUUCGCCACCAUGUUCCUGGACAUCACCUUCCGCCAGAAGCUCCUGAACACCCGCACGGAGGAAGAAUUCAAGGAGGCACUGGUGCACCAGAGACAGCUGCUCACCAUGGUGCGGCAGUGUCCAUCCCUCGGGUCAAAGGGCUUCGUGAACUCCAUCAGCAUACGCAGAUCCCUGCAGCCCCCAAAGCAGAAGGACUUCCUCCCGAUGGGGAAGGGCAUCCGGGAGGACAUUGCCCGCAGGUUCCCUGUGUACCCACUGGACUUCACUGACGGCAUUAUCGGCAAAAAUAAGGCUGUGGGCAAAUACAUCACCACCACCCUGUUCCUCUACUUCGCCUGCCUCCUGCCCACCAUCGCUUUUGGGUCCCUCAAUGAUGAGAACACAAACGGGGCCAUCGAUGUGCAGAAGACCAUAGCGGGGCAGAGCAUUGGAGGCCUCCUGUACGCCCUCUUCUCUGGGCAGCCGCUGGUGGUACUGCUCACCACUGCGCCCCUGGCCCUCUACAUCCAAGUAAUUUCUGGCAUCUGUGACGACUACCAUCUGGACUUCAACACCUUCUACGCUUGGACGGGCCUGUGGAACAGUUUCUUUCUCGCGCUGUAUGCCCUCUUCAACCUCAGCCUGAUCAUGAGUCUCUUCAAGAGGUCAACAGAAGAGAUCAUUGCCCUGUUCAUUUCCAUCACAUUCAUGCUGGAUGCUGUCAAGGGCAUGGUCAAAAUCUUCCAGAAGUACUACUAUGACUACGACUUUGGGAACUACAACGUCGACAGUAGCGCUUCUCUGAUGAGCCUGCUGGGCCUCGGCACCAGCCUCAACAGCAGCCUCCGCAGCGCCCUCAACACCAGCCUCCUGCCUAGCCCACCGGAGAUGACCACCGUAAGCAGCCCUGCCCCGGAGCACCCAGGCCGGGAGACUGCUGUACUCAGCCUCCUCAUCAUGCUGGGCACGCUGUGGCUGAGCUACACCCUCUACCAAUUCAAGAAGAGCCCUUACCUGCACCCCUACAUGAGGGAGAUCCUGUCAGACUGUGCCUUGCCCAUCUCGGUGCUCACCUUCUCCCUCAUCUGCUCCUAUGGCUUCCGGGAAAUUAAAAUGAGCCAGUUCCGCUACAAUCCCAGCAAGAGCCUGUUUGAGGUGGCCGAGAUGCACUCCCUGUCCCUGGGGGCCAUCGCCAGUGCCAUGGGUCUGGGCUUCCUGCUCUCCUUGCUAUUCUUCAUCGAGCAAAACCUGGUGGCUGCCUUGGCUAAUGCCCCGGAGAACAGGCUGGUGAAGGGCACCGCCUACCACUGGGACCUGCUGCUCAUCGCCAUCAUCAACAGCGGGCUGUCUCUGUUUGGGCUGCCCUGGAUCCAUGCUGCCUACCCCCACUCCCCGCUGCACGUGCGGGCGUUGGCCAUGGUGGAGGAGCGGGUGGAGAACGGGCACAUUUAUGAGACGAUCGUGAAUGUGAAGGAGACGCGGCUGACCACCCUGGGUGCCAGCAUCCUGGUGGGCUUCUCCCUCCUGCUGCUCCCCUUCCCUCUGCAGUGGAUCCCCAAGCCUGUGCUCUACGGCCUCUUCCUCUACAUCGCGCUCACCUCCAUUGACGGCAACCAGCUCUUUGAGCGCGUGGCCCUGCUGCUCAAGGACCAGACCUCGUACCCGCCCACCCACUACAUCCGGAGGGUGCCCCAGCGGAAGAUCCACUACUUCACGGGCCUGCAGAUCCUGCAGCUGCUGUUGCUCUGUGCCUUUGGCAUAAGCACCCUGCCCUACAUGAAGAUGAUCUUCCCCCUCAUCAUGAUUGUCAUGAUCCCGAUCCGCUACAACCUGCUGCCCCGAAUCAUUGAAGCCAAGUACCUGGACGCCAUGGAUGCUGAACACUGAGUCCCUGACUGGCGGGCGGUGGCCGGGUCCCAUCCGCCUGUCCCUUGGGCUCUCCCCAGGCUGACUGUGGCCAUGUGGGGAGAGGUACAGGGGUCUUUGGGGGUGUUGCUCUGCACUGUGCUCCCCCCAGCUAUCCCAUCAGGCCUUGGACAUCUGGGCAUUGGAGUGGGGGCGGGGGGGUCCAUGGCAUGUGCCCAUCCCUGUCUCCAUGAGCCUUGCGCUUGGGUCAGUGACACUGCUCAGGACAGCUUCUGCCCAGAGUGGAACUAAAGCAAGACGGAUUUUCUUUUGAUAAAAGAGUCAGAUGCCUGAAAGAGAAACCAUUUCCUUGAUUGUAUAAGGAAUUUGCUGUGUGCAACACGAGAGAAUAAAGCUCCUGUUUCUACGCUUCCA